Molecule: messenger RNA, 1646 nt
Organism: Gastrolobium bilobum
Lineage: Eukaryota; Viridiplantae; Streptophyta; Magnoliopsida; Fabales; Fabaceae
Product: mannan endo-1,4-beta-mannosidase 7-like
Exons: 5
Coding region: 108-1385 (425 amino acids)
Molecular function (GO): hydrolase activity, hydrolyzing O-glycosyl compounds
Source: RefSeq, a predicted model, not a curated record
UUUACUUGCUUCAACGCAAUUUGAAAGCCAAUAAUAUCCUACACUUCACUAACAUUCAAGAGCAAGCAAGUCAGGGAGUAGGAAUUAGUGGGAAGAGAUUAAACAGAAUGAUGAAGCAUGGGUUCUUUCUUGUUUUCUUAGUUCUCUAUGUUACACUAGCACUCCACGUGGAAGCUGAUGCAGGGUUUGUGAAAGCAAGAGGAAUGCAACUUAUGCUGAACGGAAGCCCCUACUAUGCUAAUGGUUUUAAUGCCUAUUGGCUAAUGUAUGUUGCAGCUGAUCCAUCUCAGAGAAACAAGGUUUCAUCGGUGUUUCAAGAGGCUACAAAUCAUGGACUUAACAUAGCCAGGACUUGGGCUUUCAGCGAUGGUGGAUAUAAACCCUUACAAUACUCUCCUGGAUCCUACAAUGAGGAAAUGUUUCAGGGGUUGGACUUCGCAAUAAGUGAAGCUAGAAAAUAUGGGAUCAAGCUGGUGUUGAGUUUGGUGAACAACUAUGAGAACUUAGGAGGAAAGAAACAAUAUGUCGACUGGGGAAGGAGUCAGGGCCAGUCCAUAAUUUCUGAAGACGAUUUCUUCACAAAUCCUGUGGUAAAGGGAUACUACAAAAACCACAUCAAGACUGUACUUACAAGACUUAACACCCUCACUGGAGUUGCUUACAAAGACGACCCAACUAUAAUGGCUUGGGAGCUUAUGAAUGAGAUUAGGUGCCCUUCAGAUCAAUCAGGAAAGGCCGUUCAGGCUUGGAUUACUGAGAUGGCAUCUUACUUGAAAUCCAUAGAUGGAAACCAUUUGCUGGAAGCUGGUCUGGAGGGUUUCUACGGGCAGUCAAAGCAAGAGUCUAAUCCUAACUUCCAAGUAGGAACAGAUUUCAUUGCAAACAACCAAAUACCUGGCAUCGAUUUUGCAACAGUCCACUCGUAUCCGGAUCAAUGGCUACAAAGUUCAAGUUAUGAAGACCAAAUCUCUUUCUUAGGUCGGUGGCUCAAUGAGCACAUCCAAGAUGCACAGAACACUCUUCACAAGCCACUUCUAUUUGCGGAGUUUGGGAUUUCCACAAAAAAAUUUGGUACUAACUCAACCCCAAGGGAUCGGUUUUUCAAUACUGUAUAUUCAGCAAUAUAUUCUUCAGCAAGUGGUGGCGGAGCUGCUGUUGGUGGCUUAUUUUGGCAACUUCUAGCUGAAGGAAUGGAUUCUUUUCGAGAUGGUUACGAGGUGGUCUUAAGUGAGAGCCCCUCAACAACUACUUUGAUUGCUCAACAAUCUCAAAAGCUAAACCGAAUUCGGAAGAUGUAUGCAAGGCUGAGAAACAUUGACAAGUGGAACAAAGCAAAGGAAAUUAGAAGCUCAGAGUGGCAUGCUGGUGCUGACAGCAGAAACUGAGAUAAGUUUUCAGAAUGAAGUGUCCCUAUACUAAAGCAGAGUUCUAAUAAUCCCACAAGGCAGAAUGGUCCAUUUCCGUUAUGGUGUUACAAUUGAAGUGUUCUACAAAUGCCAUAAUCUUAUAUAGGUAUAAUUCUCAUCAGCAUAUGAUGGCUGAUAGAAAGAAACCAUAGCUAUUAUUUAUUCAGAAACUAAUGAGUUCUUAUAUAGAAAGUAACUUGUAAUAUACAAGCAUGUAUUUCAUCUUCCUACAUGUUGGUG